Molecule: messenger RNA, 548 nt
Organism: Pocillopora damicornis (cauliflower coral)
Lineage: Eukaryota; Metazoa; Cnidaria; Anthozoa; Scleractinia; Pocilloporidae
Product: tRNA-queuosine alpha-mannosyltransferase
Molecular function (GO): glycosyltransferase activity
Source: RefSeq, a predicted model, not a curated record
CAUUCUUUUGGACAAAACUUUAGAUGCUAAAGAUGAAGAACUUGAUCAGCCAGUGGACUCAACAGUGUCAAGACCUUUGCAUAUUGUUUGGGCUCACAGAUGGGAACAUGACAAAGGUCCUGAGUUGUUCUUUCGCACCCUGUAUCAGUUGGCUGAGCAAGGAUUGGAUUUCAAGGUUUCUGUAUUAGGAGAAACAUUCUCUGAAGCUCCAGGUAUUUUUGAGGAAGCUUGUAGACGAAUCCAUGAUCAUAUCCUUCACUGGGGUUAUCAGGAAUCUCGCAAGGUAUAUAUCUCCAUACUGAAGGCUGCUGAUGUAGCAGUGUCCACUGCAGAGCAUGAAUUUUUCGGUGUAUCAAUGUAAGUUUUUAUGAAUUGAAUAUGUUGUUGUAGUUGUCGUUGUUUUUUUGAGACUAACUGUAAUUUAAGCAAGGUUAAACCCAAAUCAAUUCAGGGCUUUCACUGACGUGAUGUGGAGAAGCUCCAGGGAGGUUUGAAAAGGGAUUGCCAUGUGCUUUUUUUCAAGUUGCUGAGCUACUUUGCUUGCUCUA